Molecule: messenger RNA, 2102 nt
Organism: Ictalurus punctatus (channel catfish)
Lineage: Eukaryota; Metazoa; Chordata; Actinopteri; Siluriformes; Ictaluridae
Gene: tmem160
Product: transmembrane protein 160
Exons: 4
Coding region: 75-716 (213 amino acids)
Source: RefSeq, a predicted model, not a curated record
AGCGCGCCUCUUGAGCAGAGUCGUUGGAAGGCGAAAAGGUCAGAGGUGGCAGAAAGGUGCUGCUUUACUCAGUCAUGGCGUCUCUGAGCUGGAGGUCUUGUGUACGGUUGUAUCGGAGUGUGUCUCCACUGUGUAGCGGGAUGAUGAGGAUCACCGGGCCGCGGUGUAUGUUGACUUCCUGGCGGCGGAUCCACCGAGCCCAGAGCCGCUGGCUGACGGAGAAAGGAGCCUGGGGGAAAACACGACCACUGGAACAACAACACCUGACUGAACUGGACAAGGCGGAUGCGCUGAUGCUGAGGAAGUCACAUGAAACCGGAUUCCUGUCAUGGUUCCGAAAUGGUUUGCUUUCUACCGGGAUCGGAGUUAUUGCCUUUGUGCAGAGUGACGUAGGAAGAGAAGCAGGAUAUGCUUUUUUCAUCCUGGGUGGAUUGUGCGUGUCAUUCGGCGGAGGCUCCUACGUAGCCAGUUUGCUGUCUCUGAGGAGAAUCAUGCUGCUCUCUCUGCCUUCUGUGCUGCUCCACACAGCCGUGGUGUCCAGUGCUGCCCUCUUCUGGCUGUGUGCCGUCUCCCUCUACAUCGGCCGCCUCGAAGUAGAAAUUAUCCACGAGGAGGACGACGAGGAGGAGGAAGGUGCUGACGAUGGAGGCGAGUGUGCAGAGUGUAAGGCUCGGCGAGACGGACGCCAUGGGAGCGAGAGAGGCCAAGAGAAGUAAUGAAGAGACUCCUACGCUCUGGAGCUCUGUGCUUGGAUCCGAAUUCUGAUCCUGUUCGUAAAUAUCGAAAGACAAUAUAGUUUAUUUUCAUGUUGGAGAAGAUGGGGACGUUUGAUAGUUAUACUGUAAACUGGUCUUUGUCCUGGUCUGGGUGUACAAGGAUCAAGGUCAUGAGUACUCUUUUCUUUGCAAUAUAGAUAAAUUAGUGUAUAUGUGUGGCUGUGUAUAAAUAUUAUAAGCUGUAUUAUAUCUAUGUGAAGCACUUAAAAACUUAUCAGGAAAUAUUCCACUUAAAUGAAUAUUUCAUCAUUUUGUUGUGGAUCCAGUUUCUAAAUCAGUUCCAUAGUUAUUGUCACUGAAUUGGUUUAAAAAAAAAAAAAAAAAAAAAAAAGGCUCUCUAGGUUUUCAGAAGGAUUUGGAUGAGGGGUAGUCUACCUUAAAGGAGCAGUUUGUAAUUUUUAGAGCACUCUGUUGUCUGCAUUAGGUAUUGCAGUUGCAGAGAAAACUGAGAAGACGUCCUGCUUACCCUUGUCUGAUCCCACCCGAUGUGUUCAAACAGUGUUUACCUUGUGAGUUGCCUAUUAAGGUAAGGGUGCAGAGCUGAUAGUUCCUGUGUCAGGAGGCGGAGCUAAUAUCCAGGCUGGAAAAAUGUCAACCGAAGCCUGAAUUAAGGAAACUAACCAGAUACAUUUGCAUGCUAAUGUGUAUUCAAGCACUUAAAAGAACUUGAGUUUCAAGACAUUGGUAUGUCUUCCAUUACUGUUGUUUUGAAGUCCAUUAGUUUUGGUUUUGAAGUGGGUUUUAACAGCUGUGUGCUUGGUGCAGUACUAGAAUUAAUGGUAAAAGUACACGUUUCUCCAAAUCAGCAAAAGGUGGAUUAGAAUGACGGAGGUUUUACUUAUAAGAAGUAACCACUGGUGAUUCUUCACUUUUAUUAUUUAUUCUGUUGUACACUGUUAGUGGAAAAAAUGUUAGAUCUAGACUCUUGAAAGGUUUUUGCAGCUUAUUUAUCUCUGGAAACUUUUAUGUUUUUAUUUGGAAGCCUACAACCGAGUGUUUACCUUUCAGAGAGAGAUCUAUGUAGAUGUAACUGUCAAAAAACCUUUAGGGACCUUUGCCCCCCCCCACCCCCCACCCUCCCAAAAGUGUAUAGUUGCAAAGUGGUUCUAAUGGCUGCCUGCUUUUGCCUGUAGAGUUUCUAUUGUUGAUCUAGGGCCUUGACUUUAUGGCUUUGAAAUAAAACUAAAUCCCUUCCAGAGUAAAGUAUUUUCCAGUUAUAUUCUGGAAAACAGACAAAAAGGAUAACAACCAAAAUGGUGUUUUUCUGCUAGUAAUAUAUUUUGACAUCCAUAAUUUAAGAAAACAAUAAAAUUUUUACCAAAAUGA